This is a messenger RNA of Alosa alosa (allis shad), 638 nucleotides long. It is a transcript of the gene mrpl49, whose product is annotated as mitochondrial ribosomal protein L49. Bases 48 to 569 code for a protein of 173 amino acids. Gene Ontology annotation, cellular component: mitochondrial large ribosomal subunit; ribosome. The transcript is spliced from 4 exons. Gene Ontology annotation, molecular function: structural constituent of ribosome. The record is from RefSeq and is a predicted model, not a curated record. NCBI's taxonomy places the organism in Eukaryota, Metazoa, Chordata, Actinopteri, Clupeiformes, Clupeidae. Gene Ontology annotation, biological process: translation.
UGGAACAGCUCUGAACCACGUGACGUUCAAGGGCGACGCUCACAAACAUGGCGGCCUCCAUAAGAAACAUGAAUCUGACAAUAUGCAGAAUUGUCAGAGUUUUCAGCCAAACCAGGCACUUGGCAAACAUCGUAACAGCGGUACAGACUGACCCUAGGUCUGAUGAUCAGAAGUCGACUGGUCUAAUUGAGUCUACAGAAGAGUAUGCAUUUGUUGAGAGGUUAAUUCCUUCCUCUCGUGUUCCUAAACCUCCUAAACAUGAUGGUCCUACUCCUUCUGGCUGGACUCCACCAUCAGAGGUUCCUCCUGACUUGCCAUACAUGAUCCGGCGCUCUCGCAUGCAUAACGUACCAGUCUACACAGACAUCAAACACGGGAGUCAAAAGUCUACAGUUGUGCGUAAGGUGGAAGGUGACAUUUGGGCACUCGAGAAGGAUAUGAAAGACUACCUGAUGGAGGUUACUGGAAGAGUUCUACCUACACAAGUAAAUGAAGUGACUGGGAGCAUUAGAGUGAAGGGCCAUUUUGAUAAAGAACUUAAGGAAUGGUUGCUAGGCAAAGGUUUUUAAUUCCACCAUGCAAUGGUAAAAUGAUAAAUUAUUCUAAAAAUUCUAUGGUGGAAUUACCGUAAGGACACA